AUGGCAUUAGAAGUCGGCAAGGUCCAAACCUCUCAUCUUAUCAGCAAUCAUCAGGGUGUGAUCUCGGAUCAUGUUCCUGGCACGGAGGUUCUAAUCAUCCAUGAGUCGCAUGGAACAUAUGGAGAUGAAUUGAUCCUGAUUCCAAAACCGCAAAAUGAUCCUCACGACCCUCUUUUUGAUACCACUGAGUCAAAAGUCGCUGCCCUGACAGGUGCUUGUAUCUUGGCGUUAGGCUAUGCGAACUUCAUCAUCAUUCCCUGUGUCAACAUAUUCGGUCGUCGAUCCACAGCUCUUGUUUGUAUGCUGAUAUGUAUCGGCGCAAACAUCUGGCAAGCUGUGAGCACAUCAUAUCACUCCCUCCUUGGCGCCAGAGUCUUGAUCGGAAUAGGCGCUGCAUCAAGUGAGAGCAUUAUGCCGGUGGUCAUAUCAGAUAUGACGUUCCUGCAUGAAAGGGGUACGUGGAUGGGGGCUUAUUUUUGGGCCUACUUUUUCGGCGGAUGGGUUGGACCUAUUGUAUCUGGUAGCAUUGCCGCUCAUGUGUCUUGGCGAUGGUUCUUCUGGCUGUCAACCAUUUUGAAUGUGGUGAGUUUUGUUGGGAUGUUCUUUGCUCUGCCCGAGACAAAAUACUCCAAUAUAUCGGGUCUACCAGCGGAUGCAAGAGAUGAAACAACCGAAAGCGUGACACCAACCUCCAUGUUGAAGGAAAAGUCGAAUUCCGAGCCAAAGCAAGCAUCUGACAUUGAUAUGGAGCGCCAAACAAAUACAGCGGAGCUGAAUUCAUUUUUGGGCUGCGGGUAUCCGAGUUCAAGACAGAGGUGGCAACUUUGGAGCAAGCCGGAAAGCAUGACAUUGAAGCAACUAUGCAGAUAUGUGAUAACCCCGCUUCAUCUCGCGAUCUUUCCAAUUACCCUCUUUGCAUCUCUGGGUGUCAUGUCAGGUUCAGCAUGCUUGCUGGUCUUGAACUUGACCGAGUCGGAAGGAUUCUCUCGUGCUCCGUACAAUUUCUCGACGGCGUCGGUGGGGUUUACAAAUUUUGCACUGAUGGGAGGGGGUGUUGUUGGUCUGGCUGCAGCAGGGCCACUAUCCGAUUGGGUUUCCAUGGUAUUGACGAAGAGAAAUAAUGGCGUUCGAGAGCCAGAAAUGCGUCUUCUGACAUUCAUACCUUUUGUUGCUAUUGCAGUUGUGGGAAUGACGGUUGCUGCUGUUGGUCUUGAGCGACUUUGGCCAUGGGAAGUGAUAGUGAUUGUUGGCUUUGGCUUGACGGGAGUUAUUGUCAUGGCAAUCCCGACCAUCGCGACCACUUAUGCGAUUGAUAGCUACAAAAAUGUGGCUGGUGAAAUCAUGGUGUUGGCGACGGUCGCAAAGAAUACAUUUGGGUAUGGAAUGACCUAUUUCAUAAUCCCGUGGGUAACGGAGCAUGGGUUCCUUUAUCCCAUUAUCACGGUUGGUAUGAUUGCGGUAGGUAUUACACUUGUCGGGGUUAUUGUUUUCUUCUUUUUCGGGAAGACAUUUCGACGAUGGACAAGAGAUUCAGGUAUCCAUCAGUAA
This is a messenger RNA of Penicillium pulvis, 1548 nucleotides long. RefSeq lists its product as uncharacterized. The coding region runs from base 1 to 1548 and encodes 515 amino acids. Gene Ontology annotation, molecular function: transmembrane transporter activity. NCBI's taxonomy places the organism in Eukaryota, Fungi, Ascomycota, Eurotiomycetes, Eurotiales, Aspergillaceae. Gene Ontology annotation, biological process: transmembrane transport. The record is from RefSeq and is a predicted model, not a curated record. The transcript is spliced from 8 exons.